Messenger RNA from Salvelinus sp. IW2-2015, 1482 nucleotides. RefSeq names its product collectin-11. Lineage: Eukaryota; Metazoa; Chordata; Actinopteri; Salmoniformes; Salmonidae. The record is from RefSeq and is a predicted model, not a curated record.
ACWWKCUGCUUUGGGAUCUGGAAAACAACACAAAAGUCCAUCAACCUGUCCAUGUUGCAGGAUGAGAGCAGAGGAGCUGAUGCCUUGUGUUCUUAUCACUCUGCUGGGGCUGACCCUGAUGGAGUCAGCUCAUGGACAGCACAUGUCAGACGAACCCUGCUCCGUCCAGAUCCUCGUCCCAGGACUCAAAGGAGAGCCAGGAGAAAAGGGAGAGAAAGGGGCACCUGGGAGACCAGGAAGAGUGGGUCCACUAGGGGAGAUAGGACAUACUGGAGUUAAAGGACAUAAGGGUAUUAUGGGACGUUAUGGGAAAAUGGGCCCCUGUGGAAUCAAAGGUUUAAAAGGAGAUAUGGGGGAUCCUGGGCCAAUGGGCCUGAAUGGUGAUCCAGGUGUUCCAUGUGAAUGCACACCCCUGAGGAAGAUGAUUGGUGAGAUGGACAUCCUAGUGGCCCAGUUAUCCAAUGAGAUGAAGUUCAUCAAAACUGCACUGCCCUCCCCUGCAGCUGUCGCUGGCAUCAAAGAGACCGACAGUAAGGUCUAUCUACUGGUCAAGGAGGAGAAACGCUACACAGAUGCAGAGGUCUAUUGUCAGGGAAGAGGUGGACACCUGGCCAUGCCCAAGGACGAGGGGGCCAACGCAGCCAUCGCUGGGUACAUCACUGAGGCGGGCCUGAGCCGGGUGUACAUUGGCAUCAACGACAUAGACCGUGAGGGCCAUUUCACCUACGUGGAUCGCUCCCCCAUGAGCACCUUCAGCAAGUGGAGGGAAGGAGAACCCAACAAUGCCUACAGGGACGAGGACUGUGCUGAGAUGAUGGCGGCGGGGGACUGGACAGAUGUGGCCUGCCAUCCCACCAUGUACUUUGUGUGUGAGUUUGACAAGGACAGUGUCUGAGGGGCAUUUUGAGAGUGGUAGUGAGUUGGAAGGGCAAAGGCCUCAUUGGAGCUGCAUGACAGAGAGAGGCUAUAAUUAUAGAGAAGCCUUUAUAGUUACACAGAUGAUGUUCAGUAUGUAACAUUAUUUUGACACAGCUGCAUUUGUUUAAUCACCCACCAGUUCUAAAUAUCAUUGUACAGUUUAGAAUAUUGUAUAUAGAAUACUGUGURUACACUUCUCAGUUUUUCCAGAAUUCUGCUUUUUUUACUUGAAAGUUUGAAUUGAAUGGAUGCUGUUUUUAUAAACCUUUGCAUUGAAUGGCUACAGCAAUGUUCCCUUUAAUCUCUUGAUCUGAAUGUUUAAAAAAAAAAGUAAGAUAUAACACAUAUUCUUUUUGGGGGUCUGUUUCUUGUCAUUAUUAGUCRUUCUUUUUUAAAACAAAUAUUCACCAUAGUUUGUUCUGCAGUACUGAAUAUUGAACGUGAAAAAUACAAUAUUGCUUUAAUAGGGACCAUGCAAACUCAACAAAGUAGUGAGUAACUGUAGAUGCAACAUGUAUUUACUAUUACCUAAUACAUGUUGGAAAAUACACAAACAUGUCUUGC